AAUCUGGAGUGCUGUCCCGAUCGCUACCAUUCAGCAGCACUCAACACUCUGGGGAUAAUUAUUCGAUUCUGAACAACGACGAUGUGACUGAUGAGAACAUCGCACACUCAGAUACCACUGACACGGCAAAUAUUUCCGACAAUAAUAGCAGCAGUGAUAGAGAAGAAGGAGAACGACUCACUGAAGACAUUCAUCUCCGAACACAAGAAGGAGAUUCCAUUGAAAAUUUUGACGGUUCACUUCAAGACGAACUUCGAACCGAGCAAAUCGGUCGAGCAGAAGGCGAACUGUUGAAGAAAGAAACCGAAAAUCUUAAUCAACUAAUCGAACAACAGAAACAGCAACAACAGCGACAGCAUCUAGAACAGCAAGAGUAUCCUUUUUCGGUUGAGAAUAAACUCGCGGAUGUGACCGAUCCUAUAUGCAGAGAAGUGAAAUCAGAAACGAAUCGGAAUAUGCGUGAAAACUUAGCGUUGGAUAGUCUAGUGAAACGCGAGUCAUCAAGUCAGGUUGAUCUCCGUAGGAGUUUAUAUCAUCCAGAUGCCAAAUCGCCUGGAUCACGUUCACUAGCAGAAGAACUUCGUGAAGUUGGUGUAACAAACCAAGACGCUCCACCAUGCGAGCCUCGACCACCGAACUAUUCAUCACCUGAACGCAUUUUCAAAGUGGUCUUCGUUGGUGAUUCAGCGGUUGGUAAGACGUGCUUCUUGCACCGUUUCUGUCAUAAUCGCUUCAAACCGUUAUUCAACGCAACAAUCGGUGUCGACUUCACUGUCAAAACUAUUCGGCUACAGAACCGGGAUGUCCUUACACCUCCUACAAAACUAGUUAAAAUGUCCUCGAACCACUUACAACAUCCACUUUGUAUCUCCCAUCCGCUACGAUUUCGAAGUAUCACAAAGCAGUACUUUCGUAAAGCAGACGGUGUUAUUUUGAUGUACGACGUGACAUCAGAGCAGUCCUUUUUGCAUGUUCGAAAUUGGAUUGAUUCAGUUAAGAACGGUGUGGAUGAAGCGUGUGUCAUGUGCCUGGUCGGCAAUAAGGUUGAUUUAUUCGGUAGCGAUCAUACACACGCACUGACAUUUAAGCACGGUCAAAAACUCGCUGAGGAAUUCAAUAUGUUGUUCUUCGAGACGAGUGCUUUUACCGGUUAUAAUGUGAACGAAUGCAUGCGAGCUGUUGCAAUGAGGUUACAGCAACGAGAAGAAGAUGAUCUACAAGAGGCGUUGAAACUCGAAAUGGGUGUUCAAUCGAGCAGACGAAGUUGGUGCUGUAUGUGA
Anisakis simplex (herring worm) is the source of this 1280-nucleotide messenger RNA. The record is from the annotation of a GenBank genome assembly. NCBI's taxonomy places the organism in Eukaryota, Metazoa, Nematoda, Chromadorea, Rhabditida, Anisakidae.